Molecule: messenger RNA, 1026 nt
Organism: Lachancea thermotolerans CBS 6340
Lineage: Eukaryota; Fungi; Ascomycota; Saccharomycetes; Saccharomycetales; Saccharomycetaceae
Gene: CHA1
Product: L-serine/L-threonine ammonia-lyase CHA1
Exons: 1
Coding region: 1-1026 (341 amino acids)
Biological process (GO): L-threonine catabolic process; L-serine catabolic process
Molecular function (GO): threonine deaminase activity; pyridoxal phosphate binding; L-serine ammonia-lyase activity
Source: RefSeq, a predicted model, not a curated record
AUGAAAUCUGCCUUCGUGAAAACGCCGCUCUUGGCACACUAUUUCGCAGCUUCAUCGAACAGACUUCCCAACCAACCACAGUUUAUGCUGAAAUGCGAGUUUUUGCAACCAAGCGGUAGCUUCAAAAGCCGAGGUAUUGGCUAUAUGAUAACGAAGCAGGCCAUAAAGAUACGGUCAGAAGGUAAUAAAUUGCCACACGUUUUUGCAAGUUCUGGAGGCAAUGCUGGGCUAGCAGCAGCUACAACUUCUAGAGCCUUGUCUAUCCCAUGCAGUGUUGUGGUUCCUGAAAGCACGUCUAACCGAAUGGUACAAAAGAUUUGGAAUUUAGGUGCUGAGGUUCACGUGUAUGGAAGAAAUUGGAAAGAAGCUGACAAGUUUCUCAAGGAGAGCAUAAUUUCUGGUCAUAAUCCAUCGAGAACGCAGGUCAUAUACGCGCACCCUUUUGACCACCCACUAAUCUGGGAGGGGCAUUCAUCAAUAGUUGACGAAAUCAUUGAUUCGCUCAAAGAACAGAAAAUAGACCUAAAAAACAUCAAAGCAAUUGUUUGUAGCGUUGGUGGUGGUGGUCUAUAUAAUGGGAUCAUCGAGGGACUUUCACGACACAAGCUGGUUCAUAAAAUUCCAAUAAUCGGAGUUGAAUCGAAAGGUUGCGAAGUCUUUAACAGCUCUUUGAAGCUUGGAAAAUUAACGGAAUUUGAAGAUAUUACUUCCAUUGCAACUUCAAUUGGGACAAAUUCAAUUUCGAAGAAAACUUUAGAAAACGCUCUUCGCUACCAUACUAAGUCUGUUGUCUUGACAGACCAAGAGAUCAUAUCAACCUGCCUAAGAUUUGCGGACGAAACAAAUAUCAUUCCUGAACCUGCAUGCGGUGCAGCGCUUCACCUUGGUUAUUAUCCUGACAUCUUGUACCAGGCUUUGAAUUCGGACUUCACUCCAGAAGACGUGAUAAUUAUGAUUGGAUGCGGAGGCUCAGCAACUUCAUAUAACGAUCUAGCGUCGCUUUUCUCCAAAAAGAUUUUGCAGUAA